Molecule: messenger RNA, 606 nt
Organism: Drosophila montana
Lineage: Eukaryota; Metazoa; Arthropoda; Insecta; Diptera; Drosophilidae
Exons: 3
Coding region: 1-606 (201 amino acids)
Molecular function (GO): nucleic acid binding
Source: RefSeq, a predicted model, not a curated record
AUGCUCAUCGGAGCUGAGACGUUCUUUGAGCUGCUGUCUGUCGGCUCGUCGGCCGUCGAGACCGUCCAUUGCGACAAGGCGACGAACUUCGUAGGAGCAAGUCGCCAGUUCCUGCAGUUGCGAGCUCGAAUCGAGGAAGAGGCGGACGCAAUUCACGAAUUUGCGUUCAUACCGCCAAGAGCUCCGCACUUCGGGGGUCUGUGGGAGGCAGGUGUGAAGUCUGCAAAUCACCUACUCCUACGGACGGUAGGCAGCCUGCUGCUAACGGCCGAGGAGCUGCAGGCGACUCUUGUCGCAGUAGAAGCCGUCCUCAAUUCCAGGCCCCUGGGAGCAAUAAGCGAGGACCUAAGCGAUGGCGAGGCUCUAACGCCAGGCCACCUACUGCAACAGUUUUGGCGGCGAUGGUCAAAGGAGUAUGUGCUCGGACUCCAAGUGCGGAGCAAGUGGCACCGUCGCCUGCCAAACGUCGUCGUGGGAGAGCUGGUGGUCGUCGCCGAGGAUAAUCUGCCGCCCCAGCAGUGGCUGAACGGCAGAGUGACGGAAGUGCACGCAGGAGAGGACGGCGUCGUUAGAGUGGCAGAGUUAAUCUCUGCUAAUCUCGGCUAG